Molecule: messenger RNA, 249 nt
Organism: Cylicocyclus nassatus
Lineage: Eukaryota; Metazoa; Nematoda; Chromadorea; Rhabditida; Strongylidae
Source: the annotation of a GenBank genome assembly
AUGCGGGACUCUGCGUCACUAACUCCUCCAAUCGAUAUACUGCUGGAUUUUCCGUCGCAAUUGUAUUACGACAGCAUUCAUGAUGUUCUUGAGAGUUUAUCUUCAUCAGCUGAUUGCGAUACGCGCACACUGAGAUGGUCGCUACAAUGUCGAUGCUCGUAUCUUUUAGAGACAGGAUUCUUUGGCCCGAGCAGCAACGCUGCAGAAAUAUAUAAUCCAAGCGACGGGCGUUCCUUCAGAGGAAAUUGA